GUGGACCACAUGAAAUGCCCGUAUGACGUAGGAAUUUUGGUGGGGGAUAUGGCUCCAGCCAGCGGGACUUACAAUCCACCUGAAAUUGGGCUGGUAGGUUUUGUACUUGCCAGCAAUCAUCACCACUACCAGUUCGUGAAAAAAUGGCAGCUAGACAACAACAGCAACAAGGUGCAUCAACUCAAGGAAAAACCUACCAGUUUAAGCUGGUACUAUUAGGCGAAUCGGCCGUAGGAAAGUCAAGUUUGGUUAUGCGGUUCGUCAAGGAUCAUUUUGAUGAAUAUAGGGAAAGUACUAUUGGAGCCGCUUUCUUGGCCCAAACCAUCUCACUUGACGAUAAUACCACUGUCAAAUUCGAAAUUUGGGAUACCGCUGGUCAGGAAAGAUAUAAGAGCUUAGCACCAAUGUAUUAUCGCAAUGCCAAUUGCGCAGUUGUCGUAUACGAUAUUACACAAAGUGCUUCGCUUGAGAAAGCAAAGGCAUGGGUAAACGAAUUACAACGCCAAGCGGAUCCAAAUAUCGUUAUUGCACUUGCCGGUAAUAAGAGCGAUCUGGACUCUCGAAGAGCUGUGGAGACCGAGACUGCACAAGCAUAUGCUGAUGAAGCUGGUUUGCUUUUCUUUGAAACUUCCGCAAAGACUGCUCACAACGUAACACAGCUAUUCACGUCUAUAGCAAAACGCAUGCCACUCGAUCAGCUAGCAGACCAAUCUCGUAAUAAGAACAAGGGACUGAACCCUCGAGGAGUUGAUUUGUCUCGCCCUACCAAUCCCAAUAACUGUGCAUGCUAAAUCUCCUUAGGUUAUAUUUGACUUUAUGAUGCAGCGGAUACAAUAAUUGCAAUGCAAUCUCAUGUACUUCUUGCUUUCCUUUUUUGUGUGUUUGAUUUUAUAAUUACAAUCGAUUUCCUACUUUAUGACUUCCACAUAUUAGUGUGUAGUGCGCGCUUGAUCAAAACGUAACAAUGAU
Umbelopsis ramanniana AG is the source of this 969-nucleotide messenger RNA. RefSeq lists its product as uncharacterized. The record is from RefSeq and is a predicted model, not a curated record. The transcript has 10 exons. The coding region runs from base 144 to 791 and encodes 215 amino acids. Gene Ontology annotation, molecular function: GTP binding; GTPase activity. Lineage: Eukaryota; Fungi; Mucoromycota; Umbelopsidomycetes; Umbelopsidales; Umbelopsidaceae.